Molecule: messenger RNA, 1417 nt
Organism: Anguilla rostrata (American eel)
Lineage: Eukaryota; Metazoa; Chordata; Actinopteri; Anguilliformes; Anguillidae
Gene: hdac12
Product: histone deacetylase 12
Molecular function (GO): histone deacetylase activity
Source: RefSeq, a predicted model, not a curated record
CACAUGCUGCACGAUUUGCGCAGUCACAGGGGUCGCGAAGUGCUCGUUAACGUUAGUUUUGCAAUGCUUUACACGUGCCUGCUCAACAGAUGGUGUCGUCCUGGGGAAGUCAAAUAAGUAUCAUAUAUUUGGAGAACCGUGCGAUACGAAAACAAAAAAUCCAUUCUUACGCCUUCCACGAGCUAGUUUUGAAUGGACAACCAUGCUAACUAGCAAUUGGCGACGUAACGUUUCUUCUGUUCGUUUCGUAACCUGCUUCCUUGCAUUUGGUAGCGAAGUACAAGAUCAUAGUUCAGCUAAGCAAAAAUGACAUACUUAACAAAACAAAAGGCACUGUUUACUUUGGCAAUCCGCGACAAAUACAUAGUAGAGAAGACACUUUUGAAGAUAAAAGGACGGCAGGGUCCCCGGAAGAUGUUUUUGCACACCGAACGAAUAGGUGGACCAAGAGGCCUUCCAAUUGUGCAUCACGAUAAAUAUGUGUGUGACCUCCCGCCAAACCACAGAUUUCCCAUGGGGAAGUUCCCUAGAGUACUACAUUUCCUCAUUAAAGAUCAAGUAGUAACAGACAAACAGGUGUGGACACCUAAUUUGGCGUCGGAGGAGCUACUUGCCUGUGUGCACACAAAGGAGUACCUGCAUAACUUCAUGAACGGGAAGAUCGAAGAGAAGGAACAGAGGAGGACCGGCUUUCCCUGGAGUGAGGGCAUUGUGCAGCGCUGCCGAUAUGAAACAGGGGGCACGGUGCUGGCGGCGGAGAUGGGCCUGGCGUGCAGCACCGCCGGGGGAACUCACCACGCCUUCCCCGGCUACGGGACGGGGUUCUGCCUCCUCAACGACCUGGCCGUGGCCGCGAAACACUGGACGGGCGAGUCCACACCCAGGAGGAGGAGGAAGGUCCUCAUAGUGGAUCUGGAUGUGCAUCAGGGAGAUGGCACAGCCUACAUUUUCAGAGGGGAGCCAGACGUUUUCACCUUCUCAGUGCAUUGUGGGAAGAAUUUUCCAGUGCGGAAGCAGCAAAGCGACCUUGACGUCAGCGUGCGAGAUGGCAUGGAGGACAAAGAGUAUCUCGCUACGGUGGAGACGCACUUGCCCUGGCUGCUGAAGCGUUUCCGGCCGGACUUGGUGCUCUACGACGCGGGCGUUGAUCCUCACCAGGAAGAUGAGCUGGGGAGGCUUUGCCUAACGGACCAAGGGCUGUAUCAGAGAGACUUGUAUGUGAUUGACACUGUGGUGAAGAGUGGCACUCCAGUUGCUACGGUGAUUGGCGGGGGAUACUCCAGGGAUAUUGACCGUCUGGCGACCAGGCACUCCAUAGUCCACAGAGCUGCAACACGGGUCUGGAAACAGCAGGGAAUGUAAUUACAUGCACAAUUACACAUUUUGAUUCCUCCACAAGAACAAAGGGAGUUAUUUU